AUGGUUGUACAUACAUGUAAUAGAUGUGGUCAUGAAUUUAAAAAAUUAGUUAAGUUACGUAUUCAUCUUAAACGAAAAAACCCCUGUCGACAACGAAAUUUACCAAAUCAAAAUACAGCUUCACUCCCUAAUUCAGAAAUAGAAUAUCUCGAUGCAUUGGGAUUAUUGCAAAACAAUGGAGCCUCGCCCUUAUUUGAUUCCUCAGAAAUUGGUGAAAGCAGUCAUUCAAAAGCUAACUCAUCUCCAGAGGCUGAAAGAGAAUAUCUCGAAGCAUUAGGAAUAUUAGAACCUAUUCCGCAAUUCCAUCAAACGGAUAUUAUUAGUUCAGGAUGUGAAUUAUUAGAUGAUCAUUAUCAA
Diversispora eburnea is the source of this 357-nucleotide messenger RNA. Lineage: Eukaryota; Fungi; Glomeromycota; Glomeromycetes; Diversisporales; Diversisporaceae. The record is from the annotation of a GenBank genome assembly.